Vanderwaltozyma polyspora DSM 70294 is the source of this 1794-nucleotide messenger RNA. It is a transcript of the gene IKS1, whose product is annotated as protein kinase IKS1. Gene Ontology annotation, biological process: protein phosphorylation. The annotation marks the transcript as partial. Gene Ontology annotation, molecular function: ATP binding; protein kinase activity. Lineage: Eukaryota; Fungi; Ascomycota; Saccharomycetes; Saccharomycetales; Saccharomycetaceae. The transcript has a single exon. The record is from RefSeq and is a predicted model, not a curated record.
CCUGAAUGCGGUACAGAGAUAGACCCAACUGUAAAUAUUGAAAAUGUCAAUGAUAAAAAUGGCAUUAAUGAGGAUAGAAAUUUCCCUCCUGUUGUUUCAGAAUUUAGUUUAACUAAGAAAUAUUUUAAAUUGUUGGAACAUGGUCAUAGAAGGUUUGCUCUAACUGGAGUUCCUUCAAUUUCAUCGGUGCAUGAAGUUAAUGGUAUAACUUCUGAAUAUUUCAUACCGCAAGAUCUUUUCAUACCAGGCUAUUUUCAUAAGUUCUUUAGAACACUUUCACUAUUGGGUACAGGUGCAAGAGGUUCUGUAUUUAAGGUAGUUCACAAAAUGGGUGAUAUAGAGUUGGGUGUAUUUGCAUUGAAGAAGAUUCCAAUUGGUAAUGAUAUGCCUUGGUUUGAAAAAUGUAUAAGGGAAGUUAAAGCUUUGAGUUCUCUGACUCAUGAAAGUAUUAAUUUGAUUACUUAUAAUCAUGUUUGGUUAGAGAUGGAUUCAUCGUGUGGAUUGGUUAGAGGUGUCAAUGGCAGUACCGAUAAGGUGCUGGAAAAUAUCCCCUGUAUAUUCAUAUUACAACAGUACUGUAGUGGUGGAAACCUUGAGGAUGUCAUUCUUAGAAAUGUAUUCAAAAAGUUUCCUGAAUUGGACUCGAUUGAGGAACGUAAGAGAUCUUUCAAGAGGAAGAGGGCAAAAAAGGACAAUGAACCUUUGGGUUUAAGUACAAAUCAAAUAACAUCUAUUGUAAGAAAUAUCGGAAAUGGGUUAAAAGAGUUGCACGAUAUAGGAUUGAUUCACAGAGACUUAAAGCCUUCUAAUUGUUUAUUGUUACAUCCAUAUAAUCUUGAACAGACAUCUACCAAAUCUGAUGAUAUAAUAAGUGAUGGAUUUCCAACAGUGGUUAUUGGAGAUUUAGGUGAAAGUCAAGUUAGUGGUGAAUAUAGAACAGCAACUGGGGCAACUGGUACUUUAGAGUUCACUGCACCUGAAGUUGUUAUACCAGGUGAGCUUAAUGAAUUUAUUUCAAAAUCUACUCAAUAUAACGAGUACACAUUUGCAUCGGAUAUAUAUUCGCUUGGUAUGAUAAUGUACUUUAUUAUAUUUGGUAGUUUACCAUUUGAGUCCGAACUUGAAAUCGUUGAAUUAAAGAACAAGAUUAAAAAGAUGCAAUUCAACGUGGAUAUAUUGGUUGAAAAACAUCAGUCGAUGAAUCUAAAACCAAUUGAUAAGAGAUUAUUUGGUUUAUUAAUCAAAUUAUUGUCAUUUGACCCAGCAGAUAGACCUGUAGCUGCAGAGGUUGAUGAAUUAUUAAACGAGAUAGGUAACCCAAAAUACCAAAAUCCUAAAACUUACCAAACAAACUCUAAUAGCGUUGAAGAUAAGCAUUUAAGUGACGUCUCUACUAUAAGUAAUAACGAAAACAUCGACGAUUUUGCCAAUAUUACUAAUAUUCUGGGGACAAAAGAAUUAGAACCUUCAAGGCAAAAGAUUACUAUAAAUUAUAAAAUAAACGCAACUGCAAGAGCUAUAACCAAUAGAUCUUUUCCGAGAACAUUAAUCCAAUCUCAGAAACUUCUUACUAAGGUCUCAUCAUUUGCAUUAUGUCUAUCAUUAUCAAUAUUCAACGUUCGAUACUCCGAACCAGGUUCUGUAUCAUCAUUAAUAUCAUUAUUCUUUCUGGGUAUUUCAAUUAACAUUUCGAUAAAAAAUCAAUACCUCAUCAUUACAUCGCUAUUAUUCAUAUCUGUUCACAUCUUCUUCUCCGAUUACUUCAAUUUCAUCACAAGCAUUAUUUCACCUUAA